GCUGUAUAAAAGAGGCAGCAGCGAGCCGUGGGAACACAGAGCAGCGUUUACUCAGCCGACAGGACCACUCUCACGGGAACGACCGGCGUGACUUCAGCUUACCACAGUCUGCGUAGAUGGAGACCAUGAAGAGUGCAAGGAAAAAUGUCACUGCAGGGGACAUGGGCAGGGAUUUAUCAGAGCAGCUGAAAGCCGUCACUCAGCACAGUCACGUCCGCGCUGAAAACACCCAGCUGAUGCUGAGUUACCAGAAGGGACAGAUCACCCUGCCGCAGUACAAGGCCCUGUUGUGUUCCCUCUACAUGAUCUACAAAGCGCUAGAAGAGGAGAUGGACAGGAAUUCCUCCCAUCCAGCUGUUGCACCGAUAUACUUCCCGCAGGAACUCGCCCGUCUGGAAACGUUAGAAAAAGAUCUGGAGCAUUUCUUCGGCUCGGACUGGAGGAAGAAGGUCGUUGUUCCCGCAGCCACACUCCGAUACGAACAGAGACUACGAAAGAUUGGCGAGGAGAGCCCAGAGCUGCUGUUGCCCCACGCCUACACUCGCUACCUUGGCGACCUAUCAGGCGGCCAAGUGCUGGGGAAGAUUACCCAGAAGUCUCUGGGGCUGAGCACCACCGACGGACUUUCGUUCUUCUCGUUCCCCGGAGUGAGCAGCCCCCACCGCUUCAAGCAGCUGUACAGGAGCCGCAUGAACAGCGUGGAGCUGACGGCGGACGAGAGGGCGGCGCUGCUGGAGGAGGGCGUCGCCGCCUUCGAGUUCAACAUCCAGGUUUUUGAUGACUUGCAGAAAAUGUUGAGCGUCUCCACAGAAACAGCGGACCAAUCAGAGGGCAACGUGGUCAAAACUGGCUUGUUUCCUUCAACACCCAUCAUGCAGUUCACCGUGGGAUUAUGUGUGGCACUGACCACGAUUGGAAUGGGCAUCUACACCUUUUAGACUUUACUUUAGUCAUUUUUAUGCACAUAUAGCUCUCUCUCUCUCUCUCUUUAUCUGGUUUGGUUUCUCUUUUCUUCUUUCACAACAUGCCGUCGAUUGUUCGACAUCAAAUCAAAAAUCAACGCUGACGUUUGUGUCUCGUCUAUGAACUAUCAAAUCACAGCUGGAACGUGAUUCUCCUCUUGUCAUUUUUAUGAACUUCAUUGAAACAAUCUGUAAACACACAACAAAAACUUGACUUUUGUGUUGAAUAAAAAGAUCUGAAAACAA
Molecule: messenger RNA, 1208 nt
Organism: Perca fluviatilis (European perch)
Lineage: Eukaryota; Metazoa; Chordata; Actinopteri; Perciformes; Percidae
Gene: hmox1a
Product: heme oxygenase 1a
Exons: 6
Coding region: 117-938 (273 amino acids)
Biological process (GO): heme catabolic process; response to oxidative stress; heme oxidation
Molecular function (GO): heme oxygenase (decyclizing) activity; heme binding
Source: RefSeq, a predicted model, not a curated record